AUGAGAAUCAGAUUUCAGCAGUCUUUGGUGAAUACAAUCGUGCGAUUGGCACAAGAUUUUGUGGGCGCAAAUAAUUUGAACUUAUUGCUACCAAUUGGACAGUUUGGUACACGCUCAACGGGUGGUGAGGAUUGCGCGAGUGCGAGAUAUAUUUACACGGCGCUGAAUCCGUUGACUCGUUGGAUUUUUCCGCGUGCUGACGAUAAUGUAUUGAAGUAUUUGGAGGAGGACAAUGUGCGUAUUGAGCCACAGUGGUACUGUCCUGUGAUACCGAUGAUUUUGGUGAAUGGUUGCGAGGGCAUCGGAACAGGAUGGUGCACGAAAGUGCUGCCAUACAAUCCGAAAGAAAUCAUCAGAAAUGUGCUGCGCAUGAUUGACGGAAAAUCGCCACAGAAAAUGGUAGAUUUUUCUUUCUGA
Molecule: messenger RNA, 417 nt
Organism: Anisakis simplex (herring worm)
Lineage: Eukaryota; Metazoa; Nematoda; Chromadorea; Rhabditida; Anisakidae
Source: the annotation of a GenBank genome assembly